Molecule: messenger RNA, 4307 nt
Organism: Piliocolobus tephrosceles (Ugandan red Colobus)
Lineage: Eukaryota; Metazoa; Chordata; Mammalia; Primates; Cercopithecidae
Gene: ARHGAP33
Product: Rho GTPase activating protein 33
Exons: 22
Coding region: 141-3920 (1259 amino acids)
Biological process (GO): small GTPase-mediated signal transduction
Cellular component (GO): actin cytoskeleton; cell cortex; fibrillar center
Molecular function (GO): protein binding; GTPase activator activity; phosphatidylinositol binding
Source: RefSeq, a predicted model, not a curated record
GCAGCCGUUAGGGGCGGGGUCUGCAGCCGCCCGCGCGCGGCUCGCGCCCUCCCCUUUGUGUCGCCAUGGCGGCGGCAGGGGCGACGAGAACGGCGAGCGAGGGGUCGAGCGCGGCCGGGGCCUGAGGAGGCUACGCGACCAUGGUGGCACGCAGCACUGACAGCCUGGAUGGCCCAGGGGAGGGCUCGGUGCAGCCCCUACCCACCGCUGGGGGGCCCAGUGUGAAGGGGAAGCCUGGGAAGAGGCUCUCAGCUCCUCGAGGCCCCUUUCCGCGGCUGGCUGACUGCGCCCAUUUCCACUACGAGAACGUCGACUUUGGCCACAUUCAGCUCCUGCUGUCUCCAGACCGUGAAGGGCCCAGCCUCUCUGGAGAGAAUGAGCUGGUGUUCGGGGUGCAGGUGACCUGUCAGGGCCGUUCCUGGCCAGUUCUCCGGAGUUACGAUGACUUUCGCUCCCUGGAUGCCCACCUCCACCGAUGCAUAUUUGACCGGAGGUUCUCCUGCCUUCCGGAGCUUCCCCCACCCCCCGAGGGUGCCAGGGCUGCCCAGAUGCUGGUGCCACUGCUACUGCAGUACCUGGAGACCCUGUCAGGACUGGUGGACAGUAACCUCAACUGCGGGCCUGUGCUCACCUGGAUGGAGCUGGACAAUCACGGCCGGCGACUGCUCCUCAGUGAGGAGGCAUCACUCAAUAUCCCUGCGGUGGCGGCCGCCCACGUGAUCAAACGGUACACGGCCCAGGCACCAGAUGAGCUGUCCUUUGAGGUGGGAGACAUUGUCUCGGUGAUCGACAUGCCACCCACGGAGGAUCGGAGCUGGUGGCGGGGCAAGCGAGGCUUCCAGGUUGGGUUCUUCCCCAGUGAGUGUGUGGAACUCUUCACGGAGCGACCAGGUCCGGGCCUGAAGGCAGAUGCCGAUGGCCCCCCAUGUGGCAUCCCGGCUCCCCAGGGUAUCUCAUCUCUGACCUCAGCUGUGCCGCGGCCUCGUGGGAAGCUGGCCGGCCUGCUCCGCACCUUCAUGCGCUCCCGCCCUUCUCGGCAGCGGCUGCGGCAACGGGGAAUCCUGCGACAGAGGGUGUUUGGCUGCGAUCUUGGCGAACACCUCAGCAACUCAGGCCAGGAUGUGCCCCAGGUGCUGCGCUGCUGCUCUGAGUUCAUUGAGGCCCACGGGGUGGUGGAUGGGAUCUACCGGCUUUCAGGCGUGUCUUCCAACAUCCAGAGGCUUCGGCAUGAGUUUGACAGCGAGAGAAUUCCAGAGCUGUCUGGCCCCGCCUUCCUGCAGGACAUCCACAGCGUGUCCUCCCUCUGCAAGCUCUACUUCCGAGAACUUCCAAACCCUCUGCUCACCUACCAGCUCUAUGGGAAAUUCAGUGAGGCCAUGUCAGUGCCUGGUGAGGAGGAGCGUCUGGUGCGGGUACACGAUGUCAUCCAGCAGCUGCCCCCGCCACAUUACAGGACCCUGGAGUACCUGCUGAGGCACCUGGCCCGCAUGGCGAGACACAGUGCUAACACCAGCAUGCAUGCCCGCAACCUGGCCAUUGUCUGGGCACCCAACCUGCUACGGUCCAUGGAGCUGGAGUCGGUGGGAAUGGGUGGCGCCGCGGCGUUCCGGGAAGUUCGGGUGCAGUCGGUGGUGGUGGAGUUUCUGCUCACCCACGUGGACGUCCUGUUCAGCGACACCUUCACCUCCGCUGGCCUGGACCCUGCAGGCCGCUGCCUGCUCCCCAGGCCCAAGUCCCUCGCGGGCAGCUGCCCCUCCACCCGCCUGCUGACGCUGGAGGAAGCCCAGGCGCGCACGCAGGGCCGGCUGGGGAUGCCCACAGAGCCCACAACUCCCAAGACUCCCGCCUCACCUGCGGAAAGGAGGAAAGGGGAGAGAGGGGAGAAGCCGCGGAAGCCAGGGGGCAGCAGCUGGAAGACGUUCUUUGCACUGGGCCGGGGCCCCAGUGUCCCUCGAAAGAAGCCCCUGCCCUGGCUGGGGGGCACCCGCGCCCCACCGCAGCCUUCAGGCAGCAGACCCGACACCGUCACACUAAGAUCUGCCAAGAGCGAGGAGUCUCUGUCAUCGCAGGCCAGCGGGGCUGGCCUCCAGAGGCUGCACAGGCUGCGGCGACCCCACUCCAGCAGCGACGCUUUCCCCGUGGGCCCAGCACCUGCUGGCUCCUGCGAGAGCCUGUCCUCGUCCUCCUCCUCUGAGUCCUCCUCCUCGGAGUCCUCCUCUUCAUCCUCUGAGUCCUCAGCAGCUGGGCUGGGGGCACUCUCUGGGUCCCCCUCACACCGUACCUCAGCCUGGCUAGAUGAUGGUGAUGAGCUGGACUUCAGCCCACCCCGCUGCCUGGAGGGACUCCGGGGGCUGGACUUUGAUCCCUUAACCUUCCGCUGCAGCAGCCCCACCCCAGGGGAUCCCGCACCUCCCGCCAGCCCAGCACCCCCCGCCCCUGCCUCUGCCUUCCCACCCAGGGUGACCCCCCAGGCCAUCUCGCCCCGAGGGCCCACUAGCCCUGCCUCGCCCGCUGCCCUGGACAUCUCAGAGCCCCUGGCUGUAUCAGUGCCACCCGCCGUCCUAGAACUGCUGGGGGCUGGGGGAGCACCUGCCUCAGCCACCCCAACACCAGCUCUCAGCCCUGGCCGGAGCCUGCGCCCCCAUCUCAUACCCCUGCUGCUGCGUGGAGCGGAGGCCCCGCUGACUGACGCCUGCCAGCAGGAGAUGUGCAGCAAGCUCCGGGGAGCCCAGGGCCCACUCGGUCCUGAUAUGGAGUCACCAUUGCCACCCCCUCCCCUGUCUCUCCUGCGCCCUGGGGGUGCCCCACCCCCGCCCCCCAAGAACCCAGCGCGCCUCAUGGCCCUGGCCCUGGCUGAGCGGGCUCAGCAGGUGGCCGAGCAACAGAGCCAGCAGGAGUGUGGGGGCACCCCACCUGCUCCCCAAUCCCCCUUCCGCCGGUCGCUGUCUCUGGAGGUGGGUGGGGAGCCCCCGGGGACCUCAGGGAGUGGGCCACCUCCCAACUCCCUAGCCCACCCAAGUGUCUGGGUCCCGGGACCCCCACCCUACUUACCAAGGCAACAAAGUGAUGGGAGCCUGCUGAGGAGCCAGCGGCCCAUGGGGACCUCAAGGAGGGGACUCCGAGGCCCUGCCCAGGUUCCUACCCCCGGCUUCUUCUCCCCAGCCCCCAGGGAGUGCCUGCCACCCUUCCUCGGGGUCCCCAAGCCAGGCUUGUACCCCCUGGGCCCCCCAUCCUUCCAGCCCAGUUCCCCAGCCCCGGUCUGGAGGAGCUCCCUGGGCCCCCCUGCACCACUCGACAGGGGAGAGAACCUGUACUAUGAGAUCGGGGCAGGUGAGGGGUCCCCCUAUUCUGGCCCCACCCACUCCUGGAGUCCCUUUCGCUCCAUGCCCCCCGACAGGCUCAAUGCCUCCUACGGCAUGCUUGGCCAAUCACCCCCACUCCACAGGUCCCCCGACUUCCUGCUCAGCUACCCGCCAGCCCCCUCCUGCUUUCCCCCUGACCACCUUGGCUACUCAGCCCCCCAGCACCCUGCUCGGCGCCCCACACCGCCUGAGCCCCUCUACGUCAACCUAGCCCUAGGGCCCAGAGGUCCCUCACCUGCCUCUUCCUCCUCCUCUUCCCCUCCUGCCCACCCCCGAAGCCGUUCAGAUCCCGGUCCCCCAGUCCCCCGCCUUCCCCAGAAACAACGGGCACCCUGGGGCCCCCGUACCCCUCAUAGGGUGCCGGGUCCCUGGGGCCCCCCUGAGCCUCUCCUGCUCUACAGGGCAGCCCCGCCAGCCUACGGAAGGGGGGGCGAGCUCCACCGAGGGUCCUUGUACAGAAAUGGAGGGCAAAGAGGGGAGGGGGCUGGUCCCCCACCCCCUUACCCCACUCCCAGCUGGUCCCUCCACUCUGAGGGCCAGACCCGAAGCUACUGCUGAGCACCAGCUGGGAGGGGCCGUCCUUCCUUCCCUUCACCCCUACUGAAUCUUGGCUCAACCAAAUCCCUUGUUUUGUAUUUUCUUGAGCCCUGACCACUACCCCAGGUUUCUAACUUUGUAACUUGCUCCUGAUGUGGGUCCCUCACCUGUAAUCCCAGCUUCCCUACCCUGGACUGAAGGGUCCGCCCAUCCCCCCCUCCAUCCUGGGGGCCCUUGCACACAUCUGGGGUGGGGGGGGCUAGGCUGACCCCAUCCUCCUCUCCCUCCAGGAGCCCCCAGCAUGUCCUGACCUGUGCACAGGGAUGGGGGGACAACUCCUACCCUUCCUUCCCCACAUGCCCCACUAAACCAUCUGACAACAUUAAUGAAUAAAAUCGUGAAAAUGUG